This is a messenger RNA of Sardina pilchardus (European sardine), 2022 nucleotides long. RefSeq names its product macrophage mannose receptor 1-like. The transcript is spliced from 11 exons. The record is from RefSeq and is a predicted model, not a curated record. Lineage: Eukaryota; Metazoa; Chordata; Actinopteri; Clupeiformes; Clupeidae. The coding region runs from base 38 to 1882 and encodes 614 amino acids.
UGUCUCUAAAUCAUCUUCUUUCUUCAGGCCCUCAGUCAUGAUUCUACUUCUCUUUACCAUAUUGCUGGUCUCAGGUCUGGGCAGUCUCUCCUCCUCUGUGCCACGUCAGUUCCAUCUGGUUAAGGAACUCAAGUCCUGGACAGAAGCUCAGCAGUACUGCAGAGAGAAGUUCACUGACAUCGCCACCAUACACGACAUGACAGAGAAUGAGAAGGUGAAGAGCCUGAUCAAUGAAGCAGGUGUUGAAAAAGCUUGGAUUGGGCUGAGGAAUGUAAGCAGUCCUAAGUGGCUGUGGUCUCUGGCUGACAGGGAUUUGUACAGAGAGAACGAAGCAGAGUUCAGGGUAUGGGCUCCAGGGCAACCUGAUGACGAUGCCAAAGGGUGUGUGUUGGCCACGAAUGAAGGUGGCAAUUGGUAUGAUGAAACAUGUAGUCGAGCAUCCUCCUUCAUCUGCUAUGAGGGGGGAAGCUCCACACAUCCCUAUGUGCUGGUUACUGAGCUGAAGAUCUGGGCAGAUGCUCAGAGAUACUGCAGAGAGAAACACACAGACCUGGCCAGUGUGAGGAAUCAGGCAGAGAACGACCAGAUAGAGGCAGUUAGAGGAGGUACAUAUGCCUGGAUCGGCCUGUUCAGAGAUGUCUGGGAGUGGUCAGAUGUCAGCAGUUCCUCAUUCCGCCACUGGAGCACUGGAGAACCCACUUAUGAUAAGGAUCCCAAUAGUCAGGGUGUGGUGUGCACUCAACUUCUGGCCAGUGGGCAGUGGAAUGAUGCAGGCUGUCACUAUCGUUUUCCCUUCAUCUGCUAUGAAGAACGUAAGGUGAAGAGGCAGAUCGUGAGAGUGAAUUUUCUGGAAGCUUCUCCUGAGAACAUUAACGACCAUGCCGUACAGCAGGCCAUCCUACAGCAGAUUGAGACUGAGGGAGAAUGGGAUGCCGGAAGAUGCCAAACUGACCUGGAUUACACAACCAGAUGGAAAGAUCUUCAAAGAGGAGAAGAAGAAAGAAGAGGGGAAGAGGAGGAUGAAGAGAACUGGGUGACACACACACACACAGCAACUCUACACCUGUCUGACAGCCCCUCAGGCAUGAACCCGCUGCUCAUUACCACACUGCUGCUCUCAGGCCUGUGCAGUCUCUCCUCCUCUGUGCCACGUCAGUUCCAUGUGGUGAAGGAGCAGAAGAACUGGACAGAAGCUCAGCAGUACUGUAGAGAGGAGUUCACUGACCUCGCCACCAUAGACGACAUGACAGAGAUGGAGAAGGUGAACAGCCUGAUCCGUGAAGCAGAUGCUGGAAAUGCUUGGAUUGGGCUGAAGCUGGGAAGCAAACAGACGGAUGACUGGGAGUGGUCCGACGGCAGCAGCUAUUCAUUCAACUACUGGAACUCUGGAGAACCCAAUUUUGGCAGCGAGACGGAGUUCUGUGCUGAAGCUCGGUCCAGUGGUCGGUGGAAUGAUGCAGGCUGCCACUAUCCUAGAAGCUUCAUCUGCUAUGAUGAGAAACCUUUGGUUCUGGUCCGUCAGAAUAAGACCUGGACAGAGGCGCUGCAGUACUGCCGAGAGCACCAUGUGGACCUGGUGUCUGUGACGUCCGAGCAGGUCCAGCGCUGGGUGAGUGAGCGCGCUAAAGGAGCCUCCACUGCUCACGUGUGGGUGGGCCUGCGUCACGCCUGUGGCCUGGGCUGGUUCUGGGUCUGUGGAGAGACCAUCUGCUACAGCAACUGGAUCCCAGGACAAGAGCAAGCAGAGCCCUGCAAACACAGAGUGGGAGCAGUGGAGUCUGGAGGGCAGUGGGUCAGCAACCUGACGGAGACCGACAAACUCAACUUCAUCUGCACUACGGAGGACCCACAGGUGGAGCUGUUACCUGGCAGUGCAGCUUGAUUGAUGGCUACCAGGCCUGUUAAAAGAGGCCUUCCUGUCUGCUUGCGCGUUUUCUCUCUUGUCCCGGCCGUCCGUCUGCGCGGCUGGCUAGCCUCGCUCCAUUCUACUGAUGAGCACUACACAUUUGGUUAACCAUUACA